Emys orbicularis (European pond turtle) is the source of this 1857-nucleotide messenger RNA. Its product is annotated as butyrophilin subfamily 3 member A1-like. Gene Ontology annotation, molecular function: signaling receptor binding. NCBI's taxonomy places the organism in Eukaryota, Metazoa, Chordata, Testudines, Emydidae. Gene Ontology annotation, cellular component: external side of plasma membrane. The record is from RefSeq and is a predicted model, not a curated record. The coding region runs from base 1 to 1857 and encodes 618 amino acids. Gene Ontology annotation, biological process: T cell receptor signaling pathway; regulation of cytokine production. The transcript has 10 exons.
AUGUGGUGGCGGCUCUGUGUGUGCAUCCUGGGGAUCCUCCUCCUGGCACCAUGUUCUCUCUCUGAGGAAUUCUCUCUGGAUGACUUUCCGCACCCCGUGGUGGGGGUAAUUGGCCAGGAUGUGGUGUUACCCUGCCAGCUCACACCCCCGGCCAGGAUGCCCAGCAUGGAUGUGCAGUGGAGGAAAAUUGGACCAGGAUUUAUCCUGGUUCAUGAGUACAUGGAUAAGGGUACCCGGGACCUGUCAGGGGUGAAUUACCAGAACCGGACAGAGCUGUUCCUGCAGGAAUUCAGCAGCGGGAAUGUCUCCGUGAAGCUGAAACGGCUUCAAGUGAUGGAUGAUGGGAAAUACCGAUGCUUUGUGAGGAACCCACAGUGGAGCCUAGAAGCCACCACUGAACUACGAGUUGCAGCUGUGGCUCCAGUGUUGAUUGACGUGCUGGGCCCCCGGGGCCAGGGGAUCGGGCUGGCUUGUAGAUCCACAGGCUGGUUCCCCAAACCCGAACUCCAGUGGGUUGGAAAGAACUGGCAGAACCUGGCGAUGGAGAUUGUGACCGACGUGACUCAGGACAGGGAGAACCUGUAUAGUGUUGUGAGUCAUGUCACUGUCACAGAAGGGGAAGACAAUGGAGACAUCGUCUGCAUAGUGCAGAAUGGCCUGCUGGAGACCGAGCGACAAUCGGCCAUUCACCUCUCAGGUGACAUUUUCCCCCGUGUGUCUCCCUGGCUGGCUGCAUUCUGGGUAUUGUUCACUCUGGUUCUCAUUGCUGCUGGAGCUUGUGCAUAUCGUGAAUACACAGCAAAGCGAAAGGCCUCUCAGAAGAAACGAUCUGAAGAGGAGACUCUGUUAAAUAUGAAGAGUGACAAGGAGACCUUGGAAUCAGAGCGCCAGGAGCUGCAUGAGAGGCUUGGCAGGGAGGUCGCAGAGCUAGAGUUCAGGAGGGUUCGGAGCUUCAUGGUUCCUGUCACCGUAGAUCGAAAUUGCAAACACCCCAAACUCACCAUGUCUGCAGAUGGCAGAACAGUCUGGCACAACCAAGGGCCGGCUGCCCCAUCUGGGCCCCUGAUCGCCGUGGGGAUGGAGGGAUUUUUGGCCAGGGAGGAUCAUGAUAAGGAGGCAGGGGCUUGCCGGGUGUACUGGGAGGUGGAGGUGGGAGACAGCCCAGACUGGGUGCUGGGGGUGCUGAGUAGGACUGUGAGGGAGAAAGUGGCAUAUCAGAGGCUGGAGAGUUUCCCCGACUGGGGAUGCUGGGUUCUAAGGAGAUCUGAGGGGCAGUAUCACCCAAGGGAGGCCAACACUGUGAUUCAGAGCUGGGGUGUGACACCAACAGUGGUUGGGGUGUAUCUGGAUCUAGAAGGGGGGAGUCUCUCAUUUUAUAGUGUCAGUUCAAUGGCCCUUAUCCUAGAGAUUCCUGUGGAAGGUUCUGAGAGAUUGUUCCCGUUCCUCAGCCCUGUUUACGCUGCAGGGAGGGACCAGGGGAAACCCCUCAGCUUCUGCCCCCCAGGCAACUGGGAUUUCCCCCAGAAAUUAGGAGUUAGUGGGUCUGUUAUUCAGGGAGAUCCCACAGCCCCUGCACAACCCCCUGCCCCCAAGAACGGGGAAGGGGCAGAAAAUGACACAGGGCCAUCCGCAACUGCAGAAACAACCCCAGCCCCUGCACAUUACCCUGCCCCUGGAAACAAGCAAGUGAGAGAAAACAGCACUGGGGCAUCUGUCAGAGAAAAUGUGCAAAAGCUCCUGCCCACCAACCUGCUCCUGAAGUGGAAGCAGGGGGAUAAAACAGAGCAGGAGCAUCCACAGCUGGAAGCAUCCCCCAAAGAGAAGGGGAAGAAGAAACACCAAAAACCCCAGGUCUGA